UUGAGUUAUCGAUGUCUGCUGGAAUUUCUCUCCCGCGCCAUCCCCUUGUCUAUUUUGCCGUUCAGUUGCGAUGAUGGUGCCAGAGUGCAGGUGCAGCAUGUGUUGGAGACAGCAGGGACGGUGUGUGGUGCACUAGGACCAGGGAGCGAUUCCUCUCGUCUUGUGCAUUGCAACUAUAGAGGAGCUGUGGAGGAAACCCCCCCAUCGGAUCUGGCCAUUAUAUCCAUGCAUUUCUUUUCCACAUCUCCACCGCGCCGCGGCUGAGUGGGGAUCGCACCAAUCAGCGAGCCUAGGACGGUCAAGCACCCAGGAGAGGAUUAGCAGGCUAACCGAACACUAUUUGCGUAAAAGUCAGCUGCCAAAUAUUUUUUUCGGAGGGGUUAGUCGUUUGACAGCUUAGCCCCAACUCGUUUUGAUGUUAUGUUUUAUUUGCUGUAGUAAAAUCGUAUUUUUUUUCUUCUUCUUCUACCCAUCAUCCGUUUUAUUUCAAGCGCGCAAAGUCACAUCUGCGUAGGAGAGCACUUGGCGCACUUCUUCCCCAAAGGACAGAGACAAAAAUCUCCAUUCUUCUGUUUGGAUUUAAACCGGACGAUCGGCUGAAUGGGUGACCUCGCCGAAACACAGACUAUCACGAGCUUGCACACACUAUAUGGAAACCUGUUUUCUCCAUUGACCUGGAGUUGUGAUGUCCAAAGCCUUCCUCACUGACUGACAAACGGCGUCUUACCAUUUUUGGAAUCGAGUUGAAGGCUGUGAGGACGGGGGGAAGAUGAGACCUCCCAGCCCUCUGAUGAUCCUGCUGUACAUCACCCUGUCCAAGAGUGUAAAGGUGGUCUCUAAGAGAGGCUCAGUGGAUGGCUGUACAGACUGGUCAGUGGACUAUCUGAAGUACCGGGUCCUUCAGGGUGAGCCGGUACGGAUAAAAUGCGCACUGUUCUAUGGUUACAUCCGAGCCAACUACAGCCAGGCACAGAGUGUGGGCCUUAGCCUCAUGUGGUACCGCAGCUCUGGCCUUGGCCACAGUGACUUUGAGGAGCCCAUCUCUUUUGAUGGCGUGCGCAUGAGCAAGGAGGAGGACGCAAUUUGGUUCAGACCUGCUGACCUUCAAGAUGUGGGCCUUUACUCUUGUGUCUUACGAAACUCUACAUACUGCAUGAAGGUUUCCAUGUCUCUGACUGUGGCGGAAAAUGACACAAACCUGUGCUACAACUCUAAAAUGAGACGAAUGGAGAAGGCUGAGCUCAGCAAGAGUAAAGACAUCCUCUGUCCUGACAUAGAUGACUAUGUUGAACCUGGCAAAGAACCAGACAUCACCUGGUCCAAGGAGUGCCGUCCGAAGCAGUGGCGUGCAAGCAUCAUCCAGAAGAGAGACAUUCUGUCUAUCCAAGAGGUAACAGAAGAUGACAUUGGGAAUUACACCUGCGAAGUCCAGUUUGGUGGUUUUGUGGUCAGAAGGACGACUGAACUCACAGUAACUGCUGCAAGCAUGUUCACGAAGCAGAUGCAGAACCGGCAUCAUAUCCCUAAAUGCUUUGCUUUGCAGUUCUACACACUCUUCCACACGCCUUCGUCUCGUGGCAUCUGGGGCGUCUCACUGGGAUAA
Messenger RNA from Neolamprologus brichardi, 1603 nucleotides. Lineage: Eukaryota; Metazoa; Chordata; Actinopteri; Cichliformes; Cichlidae. The record is from RefSeq and is a predicted model, not a curated record.